Molecule: messenger RNA, 1335 nt
Organism: Aspergillus wentii DTO 134E9
Lineage: Eukaryota; Fungi; Ascomycota; Eurotiomycetes; Eurotiales; Aspergillaceae
Exons: 1
Coding region: 1-1335 (444 amino acids)
Source: RefSeq, a predicted model, not a curated record
AUGAGGUUCAGCCCUUUCAACGAUGAUUAUGCCUCGCAAAUUCAACAGAGCUAUUCAUGGGAACGAACGCCAUCCUAUGCCCCUACCCCUGGUAAUUUCGGCCGUGAUCGUACGCCUUCCGUAUUUAGCUUUUCUUCCAACCGUGAGCCUGAUGAACGUUCCUCCCCUUUGCGUCAAAAUAUACCCAACCAAUUAGAUUUCCUCCAAGUGGAUAAUCGGGGAAAUGGAACAACAAAUGAUAAACAGCCACCAACCAGCAUUCGUUAUCUAAUUGAGUGGAAGGUAACGCUGAACAACCGGGUUGUGAAAAAAGACACAGAACAAGAUUUGGUUCUACGACCCAGUUCGUACUGGGAGCAAAUAAAGCAAAAUGCUGAAAGUACCGUACGUCGGAAAAUUAAGCGCAACCAGCGGGUCAGAUUAGAUGAUACUGAAGUCAUUGUAUCUGUAAAUGACCGUUCACAAGAUGAUCUUUUCAAAACCUUUGAUAAUACUAACAUUGAUUGGACAAGCAUAGAAAGGCAGCUCUUGAUGUGGGGAAAUCUGUUACAUGCGGGCAAAAGGCUACGACUUCGUAUUACAAUUAACUAUAUAGAGGACAGCGACCUACCUCUAUCAAGAAAUACUGACAAGCGUGGGACAACAUCAGUGACCAAGAAGAUGCUUACCGAACGAGAUGUUCAGAUUGAUGCCGAAUAUGCCUCGGGACAACCCUCAGUUUGGCGAGAUGUGUAUAGAAUAAUGCGUUGUUCUGGUCCACCAUGUCGACACGAAGGACAAUAUUGUUGGCAGAACCCUGUUGGGAAAAAGCAUUAUAAACUUAAAACGCACCAUCUCAAGAGCCUGGUCAAGUUUGUUGAGAGAGGUGGCACUAUAGAGACCCACGAUGAUGUUCCCGAAGAAGUUCGUCAACAACUGUACGACGAGGAGGAAGAGCGACACGAGAAACAAAAGAAAGGUCCCAAUCACUCCUUGCCAGGGUCAAUGUGUCCGAUCAAUAUUAAUGUCCUCCCGACACAGUCGUCUCUUCCCCCCGCGAUGGGCACUGAUACAGGGAGUACUACUCAUGCUGAUCCUAUUCAUAUUUCCGGACCACUUGAUAUCGCCGUCGAGGAAUACACUGCUUGGCAGAUAUCCCGCGUGAGCCGUGAGACCUUUAAGGAACAGAUUGUCAACGCAGGCAAUGUGGCAUUAGAGAACUGCCUCGAUCUCAAACAGAUUGACAAAGAUCAAGACUCGGAAUUUUUUGUCAAACGAGGUGUGAAAGUUGGUGCUGCUCGCCGGUUUGUUAGUGAGAUCAGGCACUGGCUAGAUUAUGAAAAGAGCAAAGAUUGA